AUAUUUGAAGCAGCUAAUGUAAAAGUUUCCACUGAGGAUGUUCAGCCACUUUCGUUCUAACACAAGAAGACUUCAGGAAACCAUGACGCACGCGGAGGGCUGAGCUCGUAUACACAGAGGGAGUUUGGCUGUUUGAGUCAGUUUACGCACACUCUCUCAGCACGUCUAGACGCUUCACUUUGGAGAGGAGAAACUUUAUAUUUUACGGAUUUAGAUAAAGAAAGACAAAACUGAGGAUGAAGCUGCUGCUGUUCGUCGUCAUCUCUUGCCUCGCCUUACAUAACGGAAAGGGAGCUCCCAGGACAGCUGUGUAUAAGUUUUUGAGAUGUAACCCUGAGGGCGACCAGGCCAACUGUGUGACUCAACAAAGUCCAGAAAUGGCAUGGAGUCCCGAGCUACCUGCCAAACUGCCUUCUUCAACUGCACAGUACCUAGAGGCAGAGCCUGUGGAGGAUGAAAAACCAGACAGAGAAGGGGAGGAGGAAGAUGAGGUGGAGUUGGAGGUGGAGGAUGAAACACCCAUGCUGGGUGAAGAAGGGGAGUCACCUGCGGUUUACUUCUAUGAGGAAGCGUCUGGAGCUUAUGAAGGCUCUGCAUAUGAAGGAUCCUUCAUGGCAGACAAGGCCAUUGAGUCAGGCUCUGGUGCGUCCUCAACAGACAAAUACUUUGGGCUUCAGAAAGGGGAAUCAAGGGGCAUGAGGCGGUUGUUCGGAAGCCGAUUUCUGGUUGGUGAAGCAAAACCAGAAGAGCAGGAACUGAAAGAAGACCACCUGCUGGUGUAGGCCUAACAUCCAUCUUCUCUCAGACACACACAUACACAUGGCUAGCAUCUGUUGUAGCCCCACCCUAUCUAUUCAAACAGUAAUCAAACUUGACAAAGGCCAAAAUGUAUAAAAAUACAUAUAUUUUUUUAACACUGGUGGAAAUUGAUAUUUCCGCAUUAAAUGAAUGCAUCUGAAGAAAAGAAAAAGUGUCUGCCAAAUAAAAGCCCUGUGUGAAUUCAAGAGAUAUAUACAGACUUAGUGUAAUAUAGAUGGCAACAACCUGCAAUUUGUGUCCUUUCGUGGAAAAGAUGUGUAAGUAGGACUAUGCUUUUAAAUAUAACACAUGCUUUAUUGUUAUAUCAGUGCAAUAGGAUUAGACGUUUGUUUACGCAUUGCUCAAUCUGUGCAGCUGUGGUUCAAAUACAUUUAUUUUUUUAAGUUAGGAGGCAUGUGUUCCUUUAAGACACACAAAAACAGAAAAAUAGUACUAUAUUAUUGUAAUUUGAUCCCCCUCAAAUGUUGUGACACUUAAUGCUAACCAAGUGUGGUUAUGCAACCUUUUUAAGAAGCUUCAGGUCUGAAAAUGUUGAACAAGAGACUCUUGCAAACCCAAAUCCCUCAGGACUGGAUUCGCAAUCGUAACCACUGUGAGCUGGAACAUAUUCUGAAUAUGUAUUCUGCACAUUCAUGCAUUUCAACACGUGCUGCAUUUUCUAAUCUGCAUUUGAAAUACUUCUAUCAAUAAAGAAUUUAUAAGAA
This is a messenger RNA of Notolabrus celidotus (New Zealand spotty), 1523 nucleotides long. RefSeq names its product serglycin (gene srgn). The transcript has 4 exons. Bases 237 to 782 code for a protein of 181 amino acids. The record is from RefSeq and is a predicted model, not a curated record. Lineage: Eukaryota; Metazoa; Chordata; Actinopteri; Labriformes; Labridae.